Messenger RNA from Limulus polyphemus (Atlantic horseshoe crab), 4703 nucleotides. RefSeq names its product cyclic AMP-dependent transcription factor ATF-1-like. Gene Ontology annotation, cellular component: transcription regulator complex; nucleus. Gene Ontology annotation, biological process: regulation of transcription by RNA polymerase II. Gene Ontology annotation, molecular function: RNA polymerase II cis-regulatory region sequence-specific DNA binding; DNA-binding transcription factor activity, RNA polymerase II-specific; protein binding. The coding region runs from base 300 to 1541 and encodes 413 amino acids. The transcript is spliced from 10 exons. The record is from RefSeq and is a predicted model, not a curated record. NCBI's taxonomy places the organism in Eukaryota, Metazoa, Arthropoda, Merostomata, Xiphosura, Limulidae.
CUCAAUGUGACGGAGCUGUCGUAUCUUGACGUGGCUGCUACGUUUUUGAAAAUUUAUCCACUCGGAUUGUGGCAAAGUUGGUGACGAGAAAUACGUAACUGAGCAACAGCAAAUCAAGUAGAAGAAAGAACUGUUUUCACAGCUAUUAUUGCCACAUUUAGUUUGCUUGUGGUUUUUAAUGAGCAUGUGUAUAAAAAAUAUGAUGAAAUACCUCAUGAGACUGCAGAAUAUAAGAACAGCUGAUUGAAAUCAGAAAGUUUCUUGGCUUUUGAAAUGAAAACUACAAAAAAAAGAAUGCCAUGGAUACUUUAGUAGAGGAACAGAUUUCUGUUGCAGUGUCUUCCUCACAAUCGGCCAUUGAUCGGGCCACAACAUCCUCUAAUCAGACUGGUCAAAAUGGAACAGCUCAACCUACAGGAAUACUUUCAGCCAGCUCCCUUGUCUCAGGAACACAGGUCAGAGGCAAUGGAACAAUACUGCUUAUGCCACGUGCAUCGGAGAAAAAUAUUGCCACAACGGUGUCUUCAACGACCCAGGCCAUCGCUGUACCUCAACCUGGAGGUGCCGUUUCCAUAGUGCACGUUUCUAUCCCUAGUGGCACUCAACCAAUGCACGUACAGUCUGUUAUUCAACCUAACCAGCAGUCUGUAAUACAAGCACCAGGAGGAACUGGACUACAGUCGCUGGGAAAGAAUGUGAUCCUGUUAAACAAGGGAUCAGUUAUUCACAGUGCCGAGGGGGAUGGAGGCGUCCAUCCUGUUCAGCUCAUCACAACAGCCAAGGGGGAUGGUUGUGAUGGCGAUGGAAUCACACUCGCAUUAAGCACUGCAGAAGACGAAUCGAGGAAGAGAAGAGAAAUCCUUGCUAGGCGUCCUUCCUAUCGUAAAAUACUGAACGAACUUUCAUCUACAGAACCUGUAGUUUCUCUUGGCACCAAUGUUGAGGUGAAAGAAGAAAGUGGAACAGGAGGCGACAACAUUCACGAGUCAGACACCAGCACGGCAUUGGCAUCAAACACUAUCACAGUUGCAGGAACACAAUAUCACACUGCACAAGGUUUGUUGAAGGUAGUUCCAGCUUCAGCCAUUCAGCUGGCCACGGGCUCACAGGAUGGCACCCUCCAGGGAUUGCAGACACUGACUAUGACCAAUGCUGGCACUGCAGCUACAGGGACCAUUGUUCAAUAUGCUCAGGGUCAAGAUGGCCAGCAGUUUUUGGUUCCAGUUACCUUGUCAGCUGCUGACCUUCAGGCCUAUCAGAUCAGGACAGCAGGAGUGACCACAAGCACUGGGCUCCCCCAAGGUGUUGUCAUGACACCAGCUUCAACCAUCCAAAAUCCCCAACAGUUAGCAGAAGAGACGUCACGGCGAAGGGAACACAGACUUCUAAAAAAUAGAGAAGCAGCAAAAGAAUGUCGAAGGAAGAAGAAAGAAUAUAUUAAGUGCCUGGAAAACAGAGUGGCUGUCCUCGAGAAUCAGAAUAAGGCCCUCAUUGAAGAAUUGAAAUCUCUCAAGGAGUUGUAUUGUCAGAAAAAUGAAUGAAGUUUCUUCCAUCACCUUUAGCUGUGAUUUAACCUGACCUCCUCCUUGCUCCUUUGGGCCUGUUAAAUGUCCUGAGCCUGUGAAAUUACUUACUACUUGACAAGAAGGUAGUUUGGAAGAAUAAAAUUCUGAAUGAGAGAUACUUUAGAUAUGUGAAAUUUAAGGCUUAUUAUCUAGAAACCUAAAGUGUCACCUGUAAGUACCGUAAGAGGUUCAAAGAUGUUGUUAAAUAAGGAAAAAAUUAUAUAAUUCUGUGUUACUGUUAUAAAUUCUUGCUGUUUUAUGUAUCAUCCCACCUUAAAUGUUUUCCAGCGUGUUUAUGUAAAAUAACAUAGUUAAGUUAAUUUACUCUGCUUCUAAGAAAUUGGAGUUCUAUUUUUGCCUGAUUUUAAUGUUACGAUUAAUAUCUUUUCUUGCUUUUUGUUUGAGAAUAUAUGGAAGUUGAGUAUGUUAUAUGUUAAAAUGAUUUUUACCCUAAUCACAUUCUUUACAUUACAUGUUGCCAUGUCUGGUCCUGCUCUAUCUGACAGCUUCCAUCUUGACAAUAACCAUGCAACACAGUUUUCAUUGUAAAAGUCUCCGUCAUAAGGCUGUUAUGCCCAAAGCACAUUACUCCUCCCUGCAGCUUUCCAUAAUCCAUCUGGUAUACGAGGAUGACAGUUUCGCAGUGCUCUAGUUGUCUUGCAACCCUUUACAUAUACCUAUGUCUUUUAAGCAAACAUGUUUUGUUACCACUUUUAAAUUUAUUUGUUUUUCAUGCUACAUUUAGCAGUUGUUGAAUGAUAGUUAGGGUUAGGCAUACACUUACUCGAAGUGAAGGUGGGUAAUUUUGUAAUCUAGGAAAUGUUUUUACAUUUUCUGCUGAAAUCUUUCAUUGUAUAUAUUAAUGAAAGUAAGCAACAGUAACAAUCUAAUGAUUAAUUGGAACUUACUUUAGGUGAAAAAUCUUGCAAGACAAUUUUACAAUUGAAUGAGAUAUUUUUGUUAAUAUCUAUUUAAGUUUUUACUAUCCUGCUUCUCCAGUAAGAACUCGCAUUUUCUUAAAUAAUGUUUCUAACUUUACUUAUAAGUCAAAAUCAAAUGUUUCUUUAAUAAACGAUUAUUUAUUGCUCAUAUAUAAUAAUUCUAUUUAAUGUUUUUCCUUUGCUUUCAUUCUCGUAUAAUAGUUUAGAAGUCUAUUUGACUGAAUUAAUAGAAAUUUUAUGAAAAGGCAUUAAACUCUCAUUUUUUUAUUGUGUGAAUUGUAGACACAUAAGAAAAAAACAGAUUGUCUUGUUAUAUUUGUCAACAUAAUUGCACUAUAACUUAAACAACUAACGUUCUCUAGUGUUACUUGUUCGCAUGCCGAACUUUGUUCUACUUUAUGAUAUGGAUUGUGUUUUCAAUAAAUAUCCUGAGCUUAGGUCGAAGAAAGAUUAUCAGUGGAACUUGCUAGAAGAUGUCAUCGUCGUAGCUAAUAAAAAAUAACAGUCUUAUUGGGUGGACUGAAAAGCUUACAUAAAUUAUGGUAUUGGCCUGCCCUACUCAGUUGGAAGCUUCUGAUUUUGUAAGAAAUGUUAUCUUUGAAAUGUAAUUUGUAAAAUUCUGAAUAAUACUUCUGUUAUCAAGAAUUCUGUGUUCUAAGUUAAGGUUAAGACACAUUUCAGAUACUGAGAUUUAAAUUUUGAAGUAAGUUGUAUUUUUUGCUUUCUAUCGUUUGAACUGAUUUCAUUAUCAUACAAAAUGACAAACUCAUUUAGUUUAUGUGUGAAAUGUCUUUCAGAAAUUCACAUGUAAGUACAACAUUCACAUGCAUACAAAUAGUGAUGUAGGCUUUUCUUACCUUCUGUAACUUUGUGAGAUGAACACAAUAAUCUGUUCUUUUCACUAGUAUUAUCAGUACAUUUUUUUAGGCAUUAGAAACAGCAAAAUAUCAUUUUUAAACUCACCGCUAAAAUGUUUUUGUUCAUUGUGUGUCUUUGUUUCCGGAAGGAUAUUGCCUAUGAUAGUCUAAGGCUACAAAGCUUUUAAAAUAGAAUAUCAAAUACGCAUAAAAGUAUAUAUAUUUUUUAUACAUAGAAUAGAAUGUGAUUCAGGAGAUCAUGUAAUAUUGGUAAAUGUUGUCAAAUAUUCAAAAUCAGUUUAGUCCCGCAUAAAGUUUAAAAUUCAAUACGAGUAUUUCACUUUAAAAUUAUCUAUAUCUAUAUCAUUGCUAGCAAUUGCUAAUUGAAACAAUUCAACAGUAAUUUUCCUAAAAAUAGUGAUGAAUAAAUAUUAAACGUGCAGUCAACCCAAUCCCUUGGAUCAGAGCGUAUAUGCAAGAUAAUUAUCUGGUGGGCUGUUUAUAACCGUCUUUUGUCAUUCCAUGUGUUAUUUCAAUAACAAAAAUUACACUACAUUUUUUUUUAACCAAAUGAAACUGACUGCAGUACAUUGUAAGUAAAAAAAUUUAUAAGUUUUAAUGCGACGAGUGUAUCCAGCCCAAUAGAGCACUGAGGUUCACCAAGUAACCAUGGGGAUUUUCUCCCCUGGAUGCUGCCAUUCCUUGUCAUUUUAUUGAGUGCAAGAAAAGACAGCUAUCAAAGUGAGCACAGUUGUCGUUUCUAUAAGAAGUGUCAAAGGGGAUAUAUUCAAUUCAGUUGAUAUUUAUUUGAUAUGGUACAACAAAAUCAUACAUAUAUAUAUAAUACUAACAUGAAACAAAAUUAUAUUUGUAUAUAAACUAAACAACAACAGAUAUAUGGUGAAACAUGUACCUGUCUUUAUGCGUCUUUUCCAUUCUAUCUUCAGUCAAUGAAGGAAGUCCCAUUUCUUUUUGUGAAAGUCCCUCACAAAAAAAGAAACAUUUUUGCUCAUAAUAAGUUUUUGUCAGAUUGACUAUUCAGUACGUAUAAAGACUGACGAAGCAAUGUGAAAUUUCAGGGAAUUGCAGAGAAAAUGAAUCAUUUUCUUUUAUUGCACUCUUGAAAAUAAACAUUUGAUAUAUAAUUUUUUUCUAUAAUUAUCCAUUCAGGAGAUACAGAGCAUGAUAGACCGAAGGACAUUUGUCUAUAGAGUGUUUAAUUAUGUAAUUAAACUGUCAUAUGUAACAGCCAUUCUGCCAAAUACAAGACGUGAGCUUUUGAGGAUAACAGUUAAACUACUGCUUGUAGCAACACUCGUUUGAAGAAAUACACAUUAAAA